Geosmithia morbida is the source of this 450-nucleotide messenger RNA. RefSeq lists its product as uncharacterized. NCBI's taxonomy places the organism in Eukaryota, Fungi, Ascomycota, Sordariomycetes, Hypocreales, Bionectriaceae. The record is from RefSeq and is a predicted model, not a curated record. Bases 1 to 450 code for a protein of 149 amino acids. The transcript has 3 exons.
AUGUCCCUCUCUCGAGCACUCUAUAGUGCCUCGGCUCAGGUCACCCGGGGACUGCGUGAGAGCUGGCCGGGCACUGACGCCGAUGAGGGCACUCGACGAAAUGCAUCCGGCAUAUGUGUCACCUCAUCCACGGCAAUGCCUGCCUCGUCCUCUGUCCCCGGGAAUAUUCCCAAUGCCACGUGCCCUCACUCCAUCUUCGCCGGGCUGCACCGCACUCUCGACCCGGUGGUCUUCAACAUCCCCCGUCGUCACCGGGAGAUGAAGGCCGGCAUACGAAAUGCCCGCGGCAGGCUCACCCGGCCCCAGGUCCAUGUGGAAGCCGCCGUCGACCUCGCCGACUCCCACCCGCGCACGUCUCGCCUUCUGAAGAAGGUGGUGACGUGUGUGAAGCAGUUGGAGAGCGAGAUCCACGAGGACGGUCCCCCGACCGCGGGGUUCCGAGGCCUUUGA